Camelina sativa (false flax) is the source of this 1360-nucleotide messenger RNA. Its product is annotated as F-box protein SKIP22. The record is from RefSeq and is a predicted model, not a curated record. NCBI's taxonomy places the organism in Eukaryota, Viridiplantae, Streptophyta, Magnoliopsida, Brassicales, Brassicaceae. Gene Ontology annotation, molecular function: protein binding.
ACCGUAGAAGAUCCAGCAGAAGGAUCCAAGACGGGUAUAGAGAGUCCAGAGCCGAUGGAUGUGGAGCAGCUUGAUGACAUGGAGCUCGCUGCCGCUGAAAGCAAAAGGUUAAGUGAACCAUUCUUCUUGAGAAAUAUAUUGCUUGAGAAAUCUGGUGAUACCAGUGAAUUGACUACUUUGGCUUCCUCAGUUCAUGCGGUUAUGUUAGAAUCUGGGUUCGUGCUGUUCGAUUCAGGGUCUGAUAAGUUUAGCUUUUCAGAGAAGUUACUUACGGUAUCACUAAAGUAUACUCUACCUGAGAUAAUUAAGUCUAAGGAUGCCAAUACAAUCGAGUCCGUUACUUUGAAGUUUCAGAACUUAGGCCAUUGGGUUGUAGUUUACGGAACUGUAGGUGGGUCUAGUAGUGGGGGAGUUCACGUGAAUCUUGAUAAGCGUAGGUUUGUGCCUGUUAUUGAUAUGGUUAUGGAUACUUUGAAGUCUGACAAAGAAGGCUCUUCGAGGAUCUACCGUCAAGUGUUCAUGUUCUGGAGAAUGGUAAAAGAUGGUCUUGUUAUCCCGUUGUUGAUUGGUAUCUGCGAUAAAGCUGGCUUGGAACCUCCACCAUGCUUGAUGCGCUUGCCAACAGAGCUAAAGCUGAAGAUACUAGAGUUGCUUCCUGGUGUGAGUCUUGCGAAGAUGGGUUGCCUUUGUACUGAGAUGCGGUAUCUGGCUUCAGACAAUGACUUGUGGAAACAGAAAUGCUUGGAAGAAGCUAAGAAUGUUGUUGGGACAGGAGAGGGUGAUUUGGUUAACUGGAAGGUAAGAUUUGCUGAUUUUUGGAGGCAUAAACUGUUUCCAAGAAGGGAUGUUUCCACGGGAAGAAGCACUAUGCGAUUCCCUCGGAUCAUUGGAGACCCUCCUUUCACAUGGUUUAAUGGGGAUCGCAUGUAUGGAUCCAUUGGUAUUCACCCGGGACUACCAGCACGUGGGUUUGGCGGACGAACAUGGGGUCAGCGGUUUACUCCCGGAUGCAACUUUGGGGGACUCAACUAGCUAGCAAACAUCCCGGGUGAGAAAAUGGAACUUGUGAGUCUGUUGAAGGUAUGAGGAAAGUAGGUGUAUUGUAUAUGGCUUUUCCGAUAUCAGCAAAUAAAUGGGGGAGGAAACUAGUAUGUUUGAUCCUUAUAAAGUGUCUUUGCUUUUAAAUCUUCUUUUUCCAUGUUUAUGCUUCGGUUGCUCUUUUAUGAGUUAUGUUUUUUUUUCUUUCUGUAACCACCAGAUGUAUAAGUAAUGAUAAAAUGGCUUCUUAUAUUUUGCUAUUAUCUCUGACAUUUCAUAUUUGCAAGCCGAUUGUGAUGUGCAUAUGGACAUGUUUACAUCA